Messenger RNA from Colias croceus (clouded yellow), 5308 nucleotides. RefSeq names its product vigilin (gene Dp1). Bases 158 to 3913 code for a protein of 1251 amino acids. Lineage: Eukaryota; Metazoa; Arthropoda; Insecta; Lepidoptera; Pieridae. Gene Ontology annotation, cellular component: cytoplasm; nucleus. The record is from RefSeq and is a predicted model, not a curated record. Gene Ontology annotation, molecular function: mRNA binding. The transcript has 17 exons.
CAAAAUUCUAUUCUUUAUGUUCUCUCUGAUCGCGGCUGCGCUAGGAAGAAGAAUAUCUGAUCCUGGCGUGUCAAGGAUAAACGUUUUGGUUGAUUAGCUACAGUACAUACGUACUGUAACGACUUGGCGCGGACAAGGACUGCUGGAGGGGACGAAAAUGAUGCAUCAGCAAUCCAUGAUGGUUGGAGAUAUGAUACCCGUACACUCUGAAAUACCUGUGCAUAAUAAUGAUGACAUGAACAAUGUGGCGUUUGAAAACAACAGUUCCUACGCCUAUGAUGAUCUUUUUCCUGCCUUGCCUCACUCACAGCCACCUGUACAACGCAACAUUCAACAAGUUUCCAAUAAACUGCGUGUUGGCUCUUCUCUGCACACUCAGGUGUUCCAUGUACCUUAUGAAGAAAGAAAAUUGGAUAAUGCCAAUACUUUCGGAGAAGGCGAAUCUUUAAGGACCUGUCAAGCCAUCACCAAAGAUACUGGAGCUCAUAUUGAGAUAUCUACUAGCAAGGAUGGAAGCCUUACAUUCUUAAUUACUGGAAAACAUAGUGCUGUACUUGAUGCAAGACGUCUUAUUUUAACUCAUUUUCAACAACAGGCAAGCAAGCAAAUCAAUAUUCCAAAAGAGCAUUACCGCUGGAUCCUAGGAAAACAAGGGCAAAGAAUGAAGAAUUUAGAGAAAUCUACUGCUACUAAAAUUAGUGUACCUAGCAUUGCGGACAACAGUGAGAUUAUCACCAUCACUGGUACUAAGGAGGGGAUUGAAAAGGCAGAACAUGAGAUUAGAGUUCUCUCUGAAGAACAGUCGCGGAAAGCAUUGGAACGUGUUACCAUACCGAAGAUCUACCAUCCAUUCAUCCAUGGGCCACAUGGGAAACGUGCGGAGCAAAUUACCGAGGAAACGGGAGCGCGCAUUCACAUCCCGCCCGCGUCCACGCAGAGCGACGAAAUCGUUAUCGCAGGGGAGAAGAAUGGCGUAUUGGCCGCUAAAGCACAAGUUGAGCAGAUUUAUGAAGAGAUGUCUAAGAAAUGCUCCACGGUACGAGUGGAAGUACCAAAAUCGCAACAUAAGUAUGUGGUUGGUGCCCGCGGAUUAACUAUUCAGGAAAUAUUGAAAGAAACUGGUGUAUCUGUAGAAAUGCCACCUCCUGAUUCUCCUACAGGAACAAUUACCCUCCAUGGACCACAUAAUAAGAUUGGAUUAGCGCUAUCUAAGGUUUGUGAAAAGGCCAAUUCUGUAAAAACCGCAACCGUAGAUGCACCAACUUGGAUUCAUAAGUACAUAAUUGGCAAAAAUGGCUCCAACAUUAAGAAGAUUACCCAAGAUUUCUCAAAGGUGCAUGUUGAUAUAACACAUUCAGAAGACAAAGUUAAAAUUGAUGGACCCCCAGAAGAAGUGGAACGUGCCCAAGUGGAAUUGGAUGAGUUUGUCAAAAAUUUACUUGCAACACUUACUUAUGUAGAGUUGUCCGUUGAUCCUAAGUUCUUUAAGCAUAUUAUUGGCAAGAGUGGAUCAAACAUUAACAGACUGAAGGAAGAGACUGGUGUAGUUAUUAAUAUUAUUGAAAAUGAAGGAACCAAUGUGAUUCGCAUAGAAGGUAGCCAUCAAGGAGUAGCUGAUGCAGAAAGGGAAUUAAGAGAUAUGGUAAUGAAAUUGGAAAACGAAAGGACAAAAGAGGUCUAUGUUGAUCAUAGGUACAUUAAAUCCUUGAUUGGGGUGAAAGGUGAAAAGAUAAGAGAAAUUCGCGAAAAGUUUGAACGAGUACUUAUAUCACUCCCAGACCAGGGACAGAAGAGGAGUCCUAUUAAAUUAAGAGGACCACAGGAAGAUAUUGAAAAAUGUGAGAAAUUCUUACAUAAAUUAAUGAAAGAAAUUGCAGAAUCUUCAUAUGUACAAGAAGUGCCUAUUUUCAAGCAGUUCCAUAAGUUUAUCAUUGGAAAGGGUGGUGCAAAUCUAAGAAAAAUUCGGGAUGAAACCCAGACUGUUAUUGAUCUGCCUGCUGAGGGUGAUGAUAGUGAUGUAAUUACUGUUCGAGGUAAACGGGAGAAUGUCGAAGAUGCUGUGAAGAGGAUACAACAAAUUCACAAUGAAAAAGCCAAUAUUGUAACUGAAGAAGUAACUAUUGCUCCUAAAUACUACAAUUCCUUAAUUGGUGCUGGUGGAAAACUUAUCCAUUCCAUUAUGGAGGAAUGUGGCGGCGUACUUAUUAAAUUCCCUCCAGCUGAUAGCGAUAGUGACAAAGUAAUAAUCAGGGGCCCUAUUGAAGAUGUUGAAAAAGCUAAACAACAACUAUUAGCACAUGCUUCACAACGAGAACUAACUUCGCACACGGCCACUGUACGAGCGAAGCCCGAACACCAUAAAUUCCUUAUUGGAAAGAAUGGUGCUAACAUCAAAAAAAUUCGAGAGCAAACUGGCGCCCGAAUCGUUUUCCCCACAGAAAAAGAUGAAGAUAAGGAAGCCAUUUUCAUAAUUGGUCGCGAAGAUCAAGUGGAGGCAGCGCGCAAGCAGUUGGAAACAGCAGUUUCAGACAUUAGCAAUGUGUCGGAAGGCGAGAUGUCUGUGGACCCGCGCCACCACCGGCACUUCGUGGCGCGACGCGGGGAGGUGCUGCGCCGCAUCGCCGACGAGUGCGGCGGCGUGCAGAUAUCCUUCCCUCGCCAGGGAGUGGCCAGCGACCGGGUUGUACUCAAGGGCCCUAAGGAAUGUAUUGAAGCGGCCAAGAUCCGAAUCAACGAAAUUAUUGAAGAUUUGGAAGCAAAGGUUACAAUUGAGUGCAUUAUACCACAAAAACAUCAUAGAACAGUAAUGGGCGCGUCUGGUGCUAAAGUAAAGGACAUAACUGCGGAAUUUGAUGUGCAAAUUAAGUUCCCAGACCGAGACCCAACUAAGGGUGCUGACAUUCCAGUGAGAAAUGAUGAGAGCUCUGAACCUGGGCCUAAUGAUAUUAUUAAAAUAACAGGUCGCCCCAAAAACUGUGAAGAUGCUAAAAAAGCUCUGCUUGAUCAGGUUCCAAUUACCAUUGAUGUUGAAGUGCCAAAUGACUUGCAUAGACUGCUGGCUGGUCAAAAGAGGAGAGACUUGAUGCAGACCUAUGAUGUACAUAUCUUGAUGCCGCCUAAUGAUGAAGUUACUGAUAUUGUCAAGGUGACUGGCACCCCAACUAAUGUUGAAAGAGCCAAACAAGCUCUUACUGAGAAAAUUGUGGAAAUGGAACAAGAGAAAGAAGACCGAUUACUCAGAUCAUUUGAGUUGAAAUUCGAAGUUGACCCUGAAUACCAUCCUCUUGUUAUUGGUAAGGGUGGAUCAGUGAUUUCAAGGAUUCGUGCUGAUUUUGGAGUACAAAUUAACUUGCCAAAGCGCGGAGAACCCGACGCGAACAUUAUUACCAUACAGGGAUAUGAAGAUAAGGCUAUACAAGCUAAAGAAGCCAUUAUGGCUAUUGUGCAUCAAUUGGAUAACCAAUAUAGAGAGGAGGUAGAAAUUGACCCUCGCGUUCACAGACGACUUAUUGGUCUCAAAGGCAAAAAUAUUCGUCGUAUUAUGGAUGAUUUCAAAGUUGACAUUCGUUUCCCGAAGCAGGGCGAUGACAAUAUCGUCAUUAUAGCUGGAGAAGAGAACAAUGUUCUCGAUGCUAAAGAUCAUCUAUUGAUAUUAGCAGAGGAAUAUUUGCAAGACGUAGUGGAGCGCUACCAGCGGCCGGCGGCGCCGUCGCUCGCGGACUUCGGCGAGGUGCUGAGCGGCGAGAGCGCGAGCAACGCGCCGCCGUCCACCGGCUUCGUGGUGAAGGGCGGGCCGUGGGAGCAGCGCGCGCCCGACACGGCGUCCACGCACGAGUUCCCCACCAUGCCGGGCGGCCCGCGCGCCGCCAACCCGCCCGCCAGCGCGCCGCCCGCCUGGGGCCCGCGCCGCUAACCGGCCGACACCCCGCCGCUACCGUAGCCCCGCCGCAGCAGUGCGGUCCACGUGUCUCGGGGGAAUUCAGAUGAGAUACGGCGGUAUUGUACCCGUUUCAGUUUAAUAUACUCCUUCAAGGUCAUAUCUUCACGUAGAAUGGACGGAAAAACAACUUACUCUUCUAGAAAUUAGAAUAUGUAUGUCAUAAUAUAAUUAUUGCUUUCAUUUUGUCUUUGUUAGAAGGCCUUGAUAUCAUAUUUAAAUAUAUUAUGUUUUUUAAUUCUAUUUCCGCAUGAAUUCUCUUUUUUAUUUCUCGUAUUUUUUUUUGUGUAACAUACUAGUUUUCCUCACUUUUUAUUAUUGGGUCUACUGUUGAUAGACAAACAUAAUAUUCGCUUAAAGGUAGGGUUACGGUUGCGAAUGCAAACAUCGACGUUACAUUGUCGAGAUCACGAUGGGCCUUAUGUCUUCCCGCCCACACGAGCUCUGUACACACGUUAACCACUCUGGAGAAACCAUCACUUUUUAUGGUCUCUGUUUUACAAAAAUGACUUCAAUUUCAUCGAAUAAUCAACGUAAGGCUGACGUGUGUAAAUAGCUUGAAUACGCUAUGGUCUUUUGAUCAAGCCUAACAUACAAUAUAUAACAUACAAUUUUAUAAACUCACUUUAUUGCGAAACUGUAAUUAUUAACUUUAAAUGAUAAUAAUGAUCGUAAUUACCUGUUAUCUUUAUUUACGUUCCAUAAUAAGUUUUUCUCAAUAUUAUUACGCCUUGUUCUGUGUUCAAUAAAAUGUCACUAUUUCAGCACGAUUCAAAUCUACAACAUGAUGUAUAAUAGAUUGUUUACUGUGCCGAAUUACGCCAUACCCCGUUGUAUUUUGUUUUAUGUUUAGUUAAAAUAUAGAUGUAAUUUAUGAUUUUAUAAUAUAUGCCAUUAUUUGAGAUGUUUAUCAUGAUGGUUUGAUUGAUGCAUAUGCAUAAUAAAUAUUUUAAUAUAUUAUGGAAAUAUAUGAUAAUGUUAUAUUUAAUAAUAAUAUCAUGAAUAAAUAAUGUUAAUGUGGUUAAAUAUCAAAAUUAUAAAUCAUGAUUCGAAUUAUAUUUGCUUGUAUUCAAGGAAUCCUGGAUAAUUGUAUUCACGACCCAUGACUUCAAAUUUUUAUGAAUUAAUUUUAAUGUGAUGUGGAAUAUUCAUAAUAUAUUUAACCACGUUACGUACACGAUAUUUGUCAUGUACUUAUUGGACGAAAUAAAUGUAAUGGAAUAGAUUUACAUAUAUCAUGUUUUUUUAUGUUUUUAGAGCAUUGCCUAAUACAAUGGAUUGAUAAAUCAUAAGACAAGAAUUAAUAUUUUUACAAAGUAAUUUGUACAUAGAUAAUUGUGUUUGAAAUAUUAAUAAAAACUUUUACAUAAA